UGGGUAGACAAUGAAUCCCUCAGGUCACUAUGAGCCUUUUCCAUUGCAAGGAGGGUACCCUGGACAGCCUGCAGGACCUUCAGUGGUUCAGCACACCGUGGUCAACAUCAGUGAGCCACCCAAGGACCACAUCAUCUGGUCCAUUUGUACCUUGUUCUAUGGAAACCCUUGCUGUCUUGGACUGGCAGCUCUGAUCUACUCUGUCAAGGCCAGAGACCGGAAGAUGGUAGGAGACCUGUAUAGUGCCAGAGGCUAUGGAACUACUGCCUUUCGCAUCAACACUGCAGCCGUCAUCCUGAUCUGUCUGAUAUUCUUCCUGAUCAUCAUUUCGGUGUCUGUCUCUGUAGCAUCAGCAUCUAACCGUAAUUGAAAAUAAAUCUCAAACUAUAGAUGCCUGCCGCUGCUUCUUUAUGAUACUUUUUUCUUGUUUAUGAGCAAAUU
Messenger RNA from Sphaeramia orbicularis (orbiculate cardinalfish), 441 nucleotides. RefSeq names its product dispanin subfamily A member 2b-like. Bases 11 to 370 code for a protein of 119 amino acids. The transcript has 2 exons. Gene Ontology annotation, cellular component: plasma membrane. The record is from RefSeq and is a predicted model, not a curated record. NCBI's taxonomy places the organism in Eukaryota, Metazoa, Chordata, Actinopteri, Kurtiformes, Apogonidae.